Symbiodinium sp. CCMP2456 is the source of this 1008-nucleotide messenger RNA. Lineage: Eukaryota; Dinophyceae; Suessiales; Symbiodiniaceae. The record is from the annotation of a GenBank genome assembly.
AUGACUUCUGGCGCCUACCACCGGUCGGAUCCGCGAUGCAAAUCGAUCUUCGUUUCUGCCGGGAACAAGCCUCCUUCUGAUGCAAGGACCACAGCUUGGACACUUUGUGGUGACCUGCUUGACAGCUCGCUCUUCGCGCAUGGUGGUUUCAGACCUGAGGUGGCACUGGCAUCUCCCAGGCCAUUGGUUCAGAAACGCUUGGGUGACCGCGGUGAGGAGCUCGUUCAGACAUCACUGCAGCACCGGAGGCAAGCCCCAUCGGUGGACAGCAGCACGUGGUUUCCCCUCCUAACCGGGAUGCGAUCACCCACCUUCGAUGAUGGACCCGCAGUCGCACGGCAAGGAUCGCUUUCACCGUUGCAGUCUUCAACCGGGCCUGGAAAUUAUCUCUGUUUUCUUGGUGGGGCGAUGUCUUUCGGCAUGAGCAAGAUGCUGAAUUGGCCGCGGUUGGAACGGCUUUUCUCGCAAAGCAUCGCAUGGCAGCUCUCUAACAUGGACCAUCUUUGGGCUGGCAUCAUGUCUCGGCCAGGUCCGGUGCACCUUUACGUUUUGAGCCGGCUCUUAGGACAGGUCUCCCCAAGUCGAGUGAUUCUCGUUGGCAUGUCCCUUGGCAAUGUGGCCGUGACGGGAUGUGCUCAGAUCACCGAGUUGGCAAUCCGUGAUUCUAUCCGUGCAUUGGUGCUGUGGGACCACAUCGUCCUGCCAGCUUACACUUUGAAGCCUUUGAGAUUGGUCGCCUUUUCCUGGAUGAGCGCCUCGUAUCUGAAUCCGGAAUUCUCUACACCACCAUGUAGGCUGCAAGCACCUAGUCUUCUGCUUCGGUGUGGAGUUUACGACCGUGAAGCCAUUGAUGCCACCAACGACUACGUCAUGGCGUCGCAGUCCUUUGGAGCAGUGACGUUUGAAGGUCUACGACACACAAUCUUGCAAGAAUCUAGCCACAUGAGCACCUACCGCGAUGACUUGUGGGACAUCACUCGCGUGCUGAACUUCGCAGCCGGGUCGUGA